Messenger RNA from Linum trigynum, 546 nucleotides. NCBI's taxonomy places the organism in Eukaryota, Viridiplantae, Streptophyta, Magnoliopsida, Malpighiales, Linaceae. The record is from the annotation of a GenBank genome assembly.
AUGCUUGUCUUCGAUCGUUUUGGAAAGAUUUGGUUCACGGAAGGGAACUACGUCACGAGGCGAUUCGUGUUCGAUUCCAAUUCAACCUCAAAAUUGAGAGCCUUGGCGUCGGGCGGCGGCGGAGGGCAAAGUCAAAACAGGGGAGGAAAGCAAUCAAGCUUUCGAGAGUGGAGGUGGUGUCUUACUUCAGAUGGAAACCAAGCAUGGCGGCCUCCAAAUUUUUCGCCGGAAGGACGCCGAGGACUUCAGUCCUGGUGGAGGCGGGAACCUGUGGGGGAUGACCGACCCACCACUGUACGGGGACACGAUCGGGACGGUGGUCUAGUGGGCGAUCGCCUGGAUAGACGAGUCGGGGCAGGGGAGCUUCCAGAAUUGGCGGGGCUGCUGGGCGAUUACGUGAGAUCGCUCCAGACGGAGGAAGGAUUCGAGGCAAAGAUGAAUUGUGGAGCCUCCAGUUCUGGCGCUUUCUCUUCUGCAAGUGGGGAAAGAUUGAGAACCAAUAGCAUCAACUCGCUUCUCAAUGGGUCGACGAAUUGGGAGCACUGA